Molecule: messenger RNA, 1245 nt
Organism: Ogataea philodendri
Lineage: Eukaryota; Fungi; Ascomycota; Pichiomycetes; Pichiales; Pichiaceae
Exons: 1
Coding region: 1-1245 (414 amino acids)
Cellular component (GO): fungal-type vacuole
Molecular function (GO): aspartic-type endopeptidase activity
Source: RefSeq, a predicted model, not a curated record
AUGAAGCUCUUAUAUUCAACGCUUUAUUCCCUUGCUCUGUUACUUUGCUUAGCAUCUCUGACUGAUGCCAAAGUCCACAAGGCAUCCAUCAAGAAGAACCCUGUUACCGACUCGUACAAGGACGUUGCCUUCGGAGACUACGUGAACUCGUUGAAGUACAAAUACGUCACUUCAUUCAAUAAACAUUUGGCCGCCCAUGGGCAAGACCCAUUGGGUUUCAUUCCAGUCAUGGAAUUAGCCGAGCUCGAGGCAAAGGGUGGACACAGCACUCCAUUAACCAAUUACCUGAAUGCCCAAUACUUCACCGAGAUCCAGCUGGGUACCCCUGGCCAAUCCUUCAAGGUCGUCCUUGAUACCGGUUCCUCCAACUUGUGGGUUCCAGGUAGCGAGUGCUCCUCGUUGGCUUGUUUCUUGCACACCAAGUACGAGCACGACGACUCUUCUACCUACAAGAAGAACGGUAGCUCAUUUAGUAUCCACUACGGUUCCGGAUCUCUUGAGGGUUACGUUUCCCAAGACACUUUGACUAUCGGAGACCUUAUCAUUCCAAAACAGGACUUCGCCGAGGCAACCAGCGAGCCAGGUCUUGCUUUCGCUUUUGGUAAGUUUGACGGUAUCUUGGGAUUGGCCUACGACACUAUUUCCGUCAAUAAGAUUGUUCCACCUGUUUACAACGCCAUCAACAAUGGGUUGCUUGACGCUCCUCAAUUCGGUUUCUACCUUGGAGACACUCAGAAGUCUGAAGACUAUGGUGGAGAGGCCAUUUUCGGAGGCUACGAUGCUACUAAGUUUACUGGUGACAUCACUUGGUUGCCAGUCAGAAGAAAGGCUUACUGGGAGGUCAAGUUUAACGGUAUUGCUCUUGGCGACGAAUACGCCACUCUAGAAAACCACGGUGCUGCAAUUGACACUGGAACCUCUUUGAUUGCUCUGCCAUCCCAACUUGCCGAGAUCCUGAACGCUCAAAUCGGUGCCGAGAAGACCUGGUCUGGACAAUACCAGAUUGAUUGUGACAAGAGAGACUCAUUGCCAGAUCUCACCUUCAACUUCGACGGCUACAACUUCACCAUCACUCCUUAUGACUACACUUUGGAGGUGUCUGGUUCGUGUAUUUCUGCAUUCACUCCUCUGGACUUGCCAGCUCCAAUCGGUCCUCUGGCCAUUAUUGGUGAUGCUUUCCUAAGAAAGUUCUAUUCCGUCUACGACUUGGGUAACGACGCUGUUGGAUUGGCUAAGGCUAUUUGA